Molecule: messenger RNA, 1608 nt
Organism: Colletotrichum gloeosporioides
Lineage: Eukaryota; Fungi; Ascomycota; Sordariomycetes; Glomerellales; Glomerellaceae
Product: Adenosylhomocysteinase
Exons: 2
Biological process (GO): L-methionine cycle
Cellular component (GO): cytosol
Molecular function (GO): adenosylhomocysteinase activity
Source: RefSeq, a predicted model, not a curated record
ACCGCGCAACGCCGACCAGCGAGCGACAAGUACUGGACAAUCCCAAGCACACCCAGCAGAAAUUUCCGUCCGGACAACGCAGAACUCACACUCACCGCCCUGCUCCCUUUCCGGACUCGACCCCUCCAAAGUCUUUUUCUUCUCCUUCUCCCCCCGUCCAACAGAGCUUUGAUUUCCUCUCCUCUUCUUUCCUUCCAUCUCCUAUCCUCCCCAUCCACCUCCUUCCCCUUCCCACCAGUACCACAGACCAACACCACAAUGGCUGCUCCCGCCCACAAGUUCAAGGUCGCCGACCUGUCCCUGGCUGCCUUCGGCCGCAAGGAGAUCGAGCUCGCCGAGAACGAGAUGCCCGGUCUCAUGCAGACCCGUGCCAAGUACGCCGCCGACCAGCCCCUCGCUGGUGCCCGUAUCGCCGGUUGCUUGCACAUGACCAUCCAGACUGCUGUCCUCAUCGAGACCCUUACUGCUCUCGGUGCCGAGGUCACCUGGACUUCCUGCAACAUCUUCUCCACCCAGGACCACGCCGCUGCCGCCAUUGCCGCUGCUGGUGUCCCCGUCUUCGCCUGGAAGGGCGAGUCCGAGGAGGAGUACAACUGGUGCUUGGAGCAGCAGCUCCUUGCCUUCAAGGAUGGCAAGAAGCUCAACCUGAUCCUCGACGACGGUGGUGACCUGACCCACCUCGUCCACGACAAGUACCCCGAGAUGCUCAAGGACUGCUACGGUGUCUCUGAGGAGACCACCACCGGUGUCCACCACCUCUACCGCAUGCUCAAGGAGAAGAAGCUCCUUGUCCCCUCCAUCAACGUCAACGACUCCGUCACCAAGUCCAAGUUCGACAACCUGUACGGCUGCCGUGAGUCCCUCAUCGACGGUAUCAAGCGUGCUACCGACGUCAUGGUUGCCGGCAAGGUCGCCGUUGUCGCUGGUUUCGGUGAUGUCGGCAAGGGCUGUGCCCAGGCUCUGCACACCAUGGGUGCUCGCGUCCUCGUCACCGAGAUCGACCCCAUCAACGCCCUCCAGGCUGCCAUGGCCGGCUACCAGGUCACCACCAUGGAGAAGGCUGCUUCCCAGGGUCAGAUCUUCGUCACCACCACUGGUUGCCGUGACAUCCUGACUGCCCAGCACUUCGAGGCCAUGCCCAACGACGCCAUUGUCUGCAACAUUGGCCACUUCGACAUCGAGAUCGACGUCGCCUGGCUCAAGGCCAACGCCCAGAGCGUCCAGAACAUCAAGCCCCAGGUUGACCGCUUCCUCAUGAAGAACGGCCGCCACAUCAUCCUCCUCGCCGAGGGCCGUCUGGUCAACCUUGGCUGUGCCACCGGCCACUCUUCCUUCGUCAUGUCCUGCUCUUUCACCAACCAGGUCCUUGCCCAGAUCAUGCUGUACAAGUCCGGUGACGCUGCCUGGGGCCAGAAGUACGUCGAGUUCGCCAAGUCCGGCAAGCUCGAGGUCGGCGUCUACGUCCUCCCCAAGGUUCUCGACGAGGAGGUCGCCAGACUCCACCUUGCCCACUGCAACGUCGAGCUCUCCGAGCUCUCCAAGGUCCAGGCUGAGUACCUCGGCCUCACCGUCGAGGGUCCCUACAAGAGCGACAUCUACCGCUACUAA